CCCCACCCGAGUUCAACGCAACCUGCGUGACAUCCGGGUAUCUCUUUUGGUGUCUAUGGUGUGUCACCAAGUCUGGGAAGAUGGCUUUGGUGGGGCGGAGUGCAUUGACAUCCACCAACUCAAAUGUAAAUAAUACCUCUUUGGAGGUCCAAACCGGCGAGGAUGAUGAUGGCCAGAAUUUAUGGUCUUCGAUUUUGAGUGAAGUAUCAACGCACUCACGGUCAAAAUUACCAACUGGGAAAAAUGUCCUUGUCAUGGGUGAAAAUGGGGCUGGUAAAACCACUUUGGUUGCCAAACUUCAGGGAAUAGAAGAAUACAUGAAAGGGAGCGGACUGGAGUACCUGUAUUUCAGUGUCGACGACGAUGACAUUGACGACCAUGGCAGGUGUAGUGCCUGGAUUUUGGAUGGUGACCUGUAUCACAAAGGCCUCCAGAAAUUUGCAGUGUCUCCAGACAACCUGGCAGACACCAUUGUACUGCUGGUGGUGGACAUGUCAAGGCCCUGGACUGCUCUGGAUUCCCUGCAGAAGUGGGUCAGUGUCAUCCGAGAGUAUAUUGACAAAAUGAGGAUUUCUCCGGAGGAAAUGAGGGAAAUGGAACAAAAAUUGGUUAGACAGUUCCAGGAGUACACAGAACCCGGGAGUUCCCUCAGCAUAUCCCCCCAGAGGAGGAACCCCAAAGCUGCUUAUACGGAUGAAGAGGGCAUAGCGCUUCCCCUUGGGGAGAACACCCUCACUCACAACCUGGGUAUACCAAUGGUGGUGGUAUGCACCAAGUGUGAUGCUAUCAGUGGCCUGGAGAGAGAACACGACUACGGAGACGAGCACUUUGACUUCAUUCAGUCGCACAUUCGCCGAUUCUGCUUGCAGUAUGGGGCAGCCCUGCUAUACACUUCAAUGAAGGAGAAUAAAAAUCUAGAUUUAUUAUAUAAAUACCUUGUCCAUAGGUUAUAUGGUUUCCCUUUCAGCUUGCCUGCUCAAGUGGUAGAAAAAGAUACAGUGUUUAUUCCAUCAGGGUGGGACAAUGAAAAAAAGAUUGCAAUCCUGCAUGAAAACUUUCAAACAGUUAAAAUGGAAGACUGCUUUGAAGACGUGAUCAUAAAGCCACCAGGGAGGAAGUUUGUACAUGAAAAGGAAAUUGUGGCAGAAGAUGAUCAAGUGUUUCUUGUAAAAUUGCAGUCCCUCAUGGCAAAACAACCCCCAGUAUCUGCUGGACGGCCUGUGGAUGUUUCCAACCGAGGACCCAGCAGUUCCCCACGAACAACCAACCGCUCGGCUCAGGGGAACGUGGCCAGCGUCAUUCCCAUGCAAUCAGGUACCAAGAAGAUAGAUCCCAACGUGAAAGGUGGACAGACAAGCGAGGGCGUCCUGGCCAACUUCUUCAACAGUCUGCUGAGCAAGAAGACAGGGUCUCCGGGGUCCGGCAGCAGCUCAGCAGGAGGAGGAAACACGCCUGGAACGACCAAGAAAUCAGGCACAAAGCGCAGCUUGACAGACGUGCAGGCCGAACUGGACUGGAUCUCUAACAAAUCUGAAUUUGAUGAUGCCUCUCCAACCCCCCCACCAACACCUCCAGCUGAGUGGGAGGAGUCCCGAGGAGAGCCAAGUUCCGCUCCCCACACUUCCUCCCACUUGAGCCUGCCCCCUUUUCUUUUUUUCCCGACUUGUUCUUCAGGUGCACCAGAUGCAGAUUGUGGGGUGGAAGAGAAAACUAAGCCUACAUGUCGGAAAUAAUGGAAAUGAAUGCAAUGGGAGGGAGGCGGGAAGCCUAACCCACAGGAAGGCACUAUGGGAGAUGGAGUGCUUGGAUGCAUGGGAUACCUGCUGGCCUUUUUUUUAGUGUUUGUUUUGAUUGUUUCUAUGAAAGGUAGUGGGUGGACACCCACAAGUGCAGUAGUUACUGGCAAAGGGCUUUUGUCUUUAUGUUGAAGUGCUUGGGCUUGAAUGAGCAGCCCUCUUAUUAGCAUAAUGGAUCCACCCCUAAACCCUUAAUAGACUGGUGUUACAUCAUAGCUUUGCUAUGCUUGGAAAUGCAUGUUUCCAUGGUAAAAGUCAGAAAAUAAAACUAGCCUGAAAUAAAAUCUACUGGAAAAAAUGGGGAUAUUUAACCUGUGCUGUUUUGCAUUACAGUUGUUUUCCUUGAUGGAGGAAAAGGAUGUCAUUUUAGUGAAGACUGGUCUUUAGAGGGCAAUGAUAGAUGCACAAUGACAUUUUCCUACUAGGCCCUGGGAAACAUGUUAAUGAGCACUGUGAUGACGAUAAUAGUAUUAAAACAACUAUAACAAUACAGGUCUAAAGAAACAUUUAAAAUGCAGAUUCUUUGUGUUUAAUGCUCAUAUCCAAGAUUCUGUAUUGGAGAAUUAUUGACAAAUGCACUACUUGUCAACAGAUUUAUUUUGUGGCUAAUCACACUACCUAAUGCAUUGAACUGAGGUUGACGGCAUCACCGCUAAAGAAAAUGGAUCGUUUCAUCUGAAGAAUGUAAAGGCACAAACUUGUUAAUGAUUGGUCCUGUUAUCAUAGAUACUGUAGUGAUGUUUCUGUGGAUCAGGUCUGUAAUCAUUCAAUAAAGCUGUAUUUAUUUUGA
Molecule: messenger RNA, 2586 nt
Organism: Anguilla anguilla (European eel)
Lineage: Eukaryota; Metazoa; Chordata; Actinopteri; Anguilliformes; Anguillidae
Product: cytoplasmic dynein 1 light intermediate chain 1-like
Exons: 13
Coding region: 81-1733 (550 amino acids)
Biological process (GO): microtubule-based movement; microtubule cytoskeleton organization
Cellular component (GO): cytoplasmic dynein complex; centrosome
Molecular function (GO): dynein heavy chain binding; ATP hydrolysis activity
Source: RefSeq, a predicted model, not a curated record